AUGUCUGGUAGAGGAAAAGGAGGAAAAGGAUUAGGAAAAGGAGGUGCUAAGAGACACAGAAAAAUCUUGAGAGAUAACAUUCAAGGUAUCACCAAACCAGCAAUCAGAAGAUUGGCAAGAAGAGGUGGUGUUAAACGUAUUUCAGCAUUGAUUUAUGAAGAAAUUAGAAUUGUUUUGAAACAAUUUUUGGAAAAUGUUAUUAGAGAUGCUGUCACUUAUACUGAACACGCCAAGAGAAAGACUGUUACUUCAUUGGAUGUUGUUUAUGCUUUGAAGAGACAAGGUAGAACCUUGUAUGGUUUCGGAGGUUAA
Molecule: messenger RNA, 312 nt
Organism: Lodderomyces parapsilosis
Lineage: Eukaryota; Fungi; Ascomycota; Pichiomycetes; Serinales; Debaryomycetaceae
Gene: HHF22
Product: histone
Exons: 1
Coding region: 1-312 (103 amino acids)
Biological process (GO): nucleosome assembly
Cellular component (GO): nucleosome
Molecular function (GO): protein heterodimerization activity; DNA binding; structural constituent of chromatin
Source: RefSeq, a predicted model, not a curated record